AAAUCCCAAACGCCUGCAAUUGUUUGUGAACACUUCGCAUCGUUUGGUGGCGUCAAUUUGCAUUUUGUGGCUUUUGCCAGGGACUUUAGCGAGAAAACCAAGUGCAAUCUUUACAGCAAGCUGACCGGAUGCACGGCAAGAUGGAUCGCCGCAAGAAACGCACCUCCUCGGAGCAGUACCAGAUGUACAUAGACAUGAUGGAGAGCGACCCCAUUUUCGCCACCGGACGGGUGCCGCGCGAUUACGACCUGAACUAUUUGACCAAAAAGUGGAAGGAGCUCUCCGACCGGCUGAACAAGUGCAGCUCCGGACCCACACUCACGCCGGAGGAGUGGCGCAAGCGGCUAAACGACUGGAAGAACACCACGCGCUGCAAGUACAGACGUAGCCUGCUGUCCACGGAAAAGGACAUCUCGAUGACCUCCGUGGAGACGCGAGCUUUGGAUCUCUUCGGCAAGGUGCCUACCACCACCGGCGAAACGCUGCUGAACCUAAAGGCAGAGAAGGACGAACCCGACGACGAAUUGGAAGAUCUGGGGCAGCGCACUUCGGCGGCGUUUCAAAAAGAGCUGCAGGCCGCCGUCGAGGAGGCCAUUAACGACGAGGUGGACGAGGAGGAGAUGGUGGAGGAGCAUGUAGAUCACGACGACAUGCUGGAGGAGAAUCUGGCAGAAACCGGCAUCUCGGCGUCCACUACGGCAGUCAACACGGGCGGCGGCACCUAUCGCACCAUCGUCGUGGACAACACAUCCUACGAGCACGUGGAGGAAGAACCUCAGACGGUGCAACCGCAUACCGUGGAGUACGUCACAGCUCGCAGGCCUGCCGCCGCUGUCAUCAAUCCAGGAACGGCAUCCUCUGGCAAUAAGUUGAUCAAUGGCGAGCUUCCCGUCAAGCGAAUGCGCACGCAGCCCCGGGAGCAAAUCAUCUACGAAGUUAAAAAUGCGCCGCGAUGCAUCUCAAAUAUGCAGGCGGUGCCGCCGCUGCACAGUACAAAGCCGGAGCGGGAACCCAGCUCGCUGACUAACGCGCUGAGCAGCGCUGAUGCCCAGCAGAUUGCCCACCAGCUGAAGCGAUUGGCCGACAUCAAGUACGAGACACUGCAGUUUGAGAUUGCGCGCUUCAAGUUCAACAACCCCGGCUUCCAAUACGAUCCGCCGUCAUUAUAGUGCCCCAAGCGGCAGGACGAGAUCAGCGGGUCUAAGCAAUCAGCAAAAGCUCCAGCACCAGCAGCAGCAACGGCGACAGGAUCAGCAUUAGCAAAAGCAAUAGACCGAGCAAUGCCGGCUCGAAUUGUAUAGAUCUUAUAGAUGCUCUUCGGCGUUCGAUCGUUUUCUAGCUCUCCCAGUCCUGCGCUCUGCCGGAACACAAAAUCGUAACUUAUAGUAGCCAGAUUAGUUUAAAAUUGACAUAGAUUUCUACUGUGUAAACAAAUAUUUUCAAUUUUUCACGCACCUAAACUAUUAUAUCCAUACGAAUAAGCCUAACAUUUUAAUACCUAAAGUAAAUAAAAUUGGACAAGUAAUUUUAA
Molecule: messenger RNA, 1531 nt
Organism: Drosophila suzukii
Lineage: Eukaryota; Metazoa; Arthropoda; Insecta; Diptera; Drosophilidae
Gene: prod
Product: proliferation disrupter
Source: RefSeq, a predicted model, not a curated record